AUGAUAGUAAAAGUUUGGAUAACAAAUGAUAGCUGUAAAAACACACAUGAUCAUUUCCGCUCCUGCCUCCUUCUUUCUCGACAAGAUGGCCACACCGGUGGUAUCAGCAAGUGCUCCUCCGGCCACGCUAGCCGCAGCCCCUGUGGCGGCACCAGCAUCGGCCUCCGCCUCAGUCCCAGCGCCAACGCCAGCACCGGCUGCGGCUCCGGUUCCCGCUGCGGCUCCAGCCGCAUCCUCAGACCCUGCGGCAGCAGCGGCUACAACUGCCGCUCCUGGCCAGACCCCGGCCUCAGCGCAAGCUCCAGCGCAGACCCCAGCGCCCGCUCUGCGUGGUCCUGCUCUCCCAGGGCCUUCCCGGGCGGCCGCGUGGUCAGGCUGCACCCAGUCAUUUUGGCCUCCGUUGUGGACAGCUACGAGAGACGCAAUGAGGGUGCUGCCCGAGUUAUCGGGACCCUGUUGGGAACUAUCGACAAGCACUCAGUGGAGGUUACCAAUUGCUUUUCAGUGCCACACAGUGAGUCAGAAGAUGAAGUGGCUGUUGACAUGGAAUUUGCUAAGAACAUGUAUGAACUGCAUA
Molecule: messenger RNA, 577 nt
Organism: Piliocolobus tephrosceles (Ugandan red Colobus)
Lineage: Eukaryota; Metazoa; Chordata; Mammalia; Primates; Cercopithecidae
Product: eukaryotic translation initiation factor 3 subunit F-like
Exons: 1
Biological process (GO): translational initiation
Cellular component (GO): eukaryotic translation initiation factor 3 complex, eIF3m
Molecular function (GO): translation initiation factor activity; translation initiation factor binding; metallopeptidase activity
Source: RefSeq, a predicted model, not a curated record